CGAGAACGAGCGGCACCGCGCAGCUGCGCCCCCGAAAUGCCACCACCAACGCGAGGCUGUUGGAAUGUAAACGCCCUGUUAUUCAUGGCCUUCAUGCCGCCAACUCCCUGCGAUAAGGCGGACGCAGGAACACCACCGCGCGGAAGCGGAAAGGCGGUGUUUCAGAGACGUGUUAUGAAGCUUUGGCGAAGCAUCUGUCGCGCGGCAGCCCCUAUGUUCUGUAUCGCACGAGAGCAAGGAACCAUCGCGGGGGUUGAAACACUUUUUGAUUUACAGCCAGAUGAUCCCGCCUAGUUACAGGAGUGUACAGGACGGUAAGAAUGCCGAAUGAGAUCCACCAUAUCUUCGACACAUCAGAAGACAGCCAACCUUGCGGACUAUCCACCCGACUGUCGAACAGCAGACUCCAUCAACCACCACCCGUCCUUCUCUCCUCUUGGU
Messenger RNA from Trematosphaeria pertusa, 441 nucleotides. RefSeq lists its product as uncharacterized. The transcript has a single exon. The record is from RefSeq and is a predicted model, not a curated record. Bases 37 to 294 code for a protein of 85 amino acids. NCBI's taxonomy places the organism in Eukaryota, Fungi, Ascomycota, Dothideomycetes, Pleosporales, Trematosphaeriaceae.